AUGAUUCAGAGUGUCGAGAACAAAUUAAAUCGAAAAAUUAACGCCAAAUUUGAAGAGUUAAAAGCCACAGGCACCAAACCAGAUGCUUUUCCAUACAUCAUCACUUUCCUCCUAUUUUUCAUACUUCUUGCUCAAAUUAUCAUCAUUUUUCACUGCAAGCAACCCUCAAAUCCAACAAUUGAAGCAUCAAAACCACAAAUAAUCGAGUCAAAUAAUGUCACGACAGUUUCUCAGCUUGACGACGAUGACACACCAGACCAACUCCCUCGUAGAGAUAACGAGCCACUUGAAGCUACUGAUUAUUACAAUUCUAAUGAAUCACAAAGCAAUGCUGGUCAUGAUAUUCCGAAAUACAACAAUCUGGGGUACGCAAAUGACAUUUAUGGGACAAACAUUGUUGAGGAUCUUUACUCAGAAGAAGUGUCACCAAACAGAAUGCAAAACCGUGAACGAAUCAAUGAGGAAUCAAGCCUAUAUGCUGUUGUUUUUAAGCCACAGAGGAAUUGA
Chironomus riparius is the source of this 507-nucleotide messenger RNA. The record is from the annotation of a GenBank genome assembly. NCBI's taxonomy places the organism in Eukaryota, Metazoa, Arthropoda, Insecta, Diptera, Chironomidae.